CGAUUUGAAUAAAGCUUCGGUUUUUUUUGGUUUGGUGCUUGGUGUUAUAAUUACCGCUUCGACAAACUCUUUAAUAAAUUGGCUGCAACCGAAAGAUAAGAAAAAAGAUAGCACAGAUAGAGACGCGAAUUCAAAUAAACGUAAUGAAGAAAUAGCAGAUGGAAUAGUUGGGUUGAUUGGGAACACUCCCUUAAUGAGAAUAAAGAGUUUAAGUGAGGCAACGGGUUGUGAAAUUUUGGCAAAAGCUGAGUUUUUGAAUCCAGGUGGGAGUCCAAAGGAUCGAGUUGCACUUAAUAUUAUCAACUUUGCUGAAGAACGAGGUUUAAUACGACCAAAUUCUGGUUGCACGAUAUUCGAAGGGACAUCAGGAUCUACUGGAGUAUCUAUUGCAAUGAUAUCUCGUGCAAAAGGGUACAAUGCCUGGAUUGUUAUGCCAGAUGAUCAGGCCGAAGAGAAAUAUGUGUUAAUGGAAAAAUUAGGUGCCACUGUGGAAAAGGUGCGACCUGCAAGUAUAAUUGAUAAACAACAAUUCGUGAAUUUAGCUAAGAGUCGUGCCAAAGAGUUUGGAAAAUCAUAUAUAGACAAGCGAGGUGACGAAAAUGAGGAGUAUGAAAUAAUUAAUGGUAAUUCAGUAGAAGGAAAAGUGGGAUUCUUUGCCGAUCAAUUUGAAAAUUUGUCGAACAAUGAAGCUCAUUUUCAAGGGACGGGUCCCGAAAUAUAUAGGCAAACUGGAGGAAAGAUUGACGCUUUUGUAUCUGGAGCCGGUACUGGAGGCACAAUUGCUGGAGUUUCCCGUUACCUCAAGCCUCUCAUACCCAACCUCAAAGUAUUUCUUGUUGAUCCACCUGGCUCAGGACUGUAUAAUAAAAUAAAACACAAUGUUAUGUAUUCACCACUUGAGGCUGAAGGAACGCGACGCAGGCAUCAAGUCGAUACAGUAGUUGAGGGAGUUGGUUUAAAUCGGGCAACAGAGAACUUUAAUCUAUCAAUCGGAUUAAUUGAUGACGCAAUUCUUGUUACCGAUGAAGAAGCAGUGGCAAUGGCAAGAUAUUUGGUGAGAGAGGAAGGCCUUUUUGUUGGAAGCUCUUCAGCCGUAAAUUGUGUUGGAUGUGUGCGG
This is a messenger RNA of Acaulospora morrowiae, 1117 nucleotides long. Lineage: Eukaryota; Fungi; Glomeromycota; Glomeromycetes; Diversisporales; Acaulosporaceae. The record is from the annotation of a GenBank genome assembly.